Anopheles coluzzii is the source of this 318-nucleotide messenger RNA. RefSeq lists its product as uncharacterized. The transcript has 2 exons. Bases 121 to 285 code for a protein of 54 amino acids. The record is from RefSeq and is a predicted model, not a curated record. Lineage: Eukaryota; Metazoa; Arthropoda; Insecta; Diptera; Culicidae.
AAAAUCGUACUAUUUUACGCCAAAUCCAUCUGUCAAAGCGUACAAUAACAACAGCCCGAAACGUCAGUGCGCACUUUUGACACUUACAUAAUUCGGUGCAACUUUGGAAAGCGCCAGCCAAUGAUUCGCCAGUUCUGGAACCGCUACAAGGUCGUGAUCAUCUUCCCAGCGCUCGCGUUCGGCUCGAUUGCGGCAGACUACAGCUACACCCGGCAGUGGAAAAAGACUCGCCUGGAGCAGAUUCAGCAGCAGCAGCAGCAGGCCCAACAACAACAGCUCGCCUAAAGCAGCACUCAAUCUCAACCAACCAACGCACAC